Molecule: messenger RNA, 2452 nt
Organism: Medicago truncatula (barrel medic)
Lineage: Eukaryota; Viridiplantae; Streptophyta; Magnoliopsida; Fabales; Fabaceae
Product: DEAD-box ATP-dependent RNA helicase 1
Exons: 10
Coding region: 573-2066 (497 amino acids)
Molecular function (GO): nucleic acid binding; ATP binding
Source: RefSeq, a predicted model, not a curated record
GUACUAAUAUUUCCUGUUCAGUCUCAUUUCCUCUUCCCGUUUCUCUUUCAUCUGAGAACAAGUGAGAAACGCGAUCCUUUUCUUCUCCCAACCAAAGCAAAUCGAUCCACCACCACACCACCGCCGGUGAGCCGCGACCACUCUCCUCCUUCUCCAUCCAUCACCGCCGCCGCGAUUACUCUCCUCCUUCUUCAGUUUAGAGAGCUAUCUCCAUCUCUCUCCACAAACCCUAAUUGUUGUAACUUGUAAGAUAAAUUGGAGCAAGAAGAUAGCUAUGCGGUUGUAUUAAUGUUGGAGAAGAGAAGAAGAGUUAUUUAUGAUAAAAUGAAACCUUAGAAAAGAACUUUGAGUUUGACAACUAGCUAGAGCAAGAGCCAUAGGAGAGAUCAUGGUUUAGUAUUCGGAGCUGUAGGUGCCUUGUUGCCAGUUUAUUUUCUGCUGUUUUCAGUUUUUUACUGGUUUUUUGGUGCUGCUGGUGUAGCAGAUCAGCGCUGCUUGCAGCUGUUUUUCUGUCUUUGGUGGUUGCUGUUCAAUGAUGCUUGGCUAGUUCGGGAGUGAGGCAGGGGGACAAAAUGGGCGAAGAAAAGCAACAGAGUAUUCCUGCUUUGCCAUGGAUGCGAGAUCCUGUCGACGUCACUCUCACUCAGCAACUUCCUCUUCAUUCCGUCCCUUCUCUCCACCCUAAGUUGAAGUCAGCUUUGGAGGACAUGGGAAUCUCAAACCUAUUCCCAGUGCAAGUUGCAGUUUGGCACGAAACAGUUGGACCCGGCAAUUUUGAGCGAGACAUUUGUGUUAACUCGCCCACCGGAAGCGGCAAAACCCUCGCAUACGCUCUCCCCUUGGUGCAGAUGCUAUCAGGCCGCGUCACCAAAUGUCUCCACGCUUUAGUUGUCGUUCCCACUCGCGACCUUGCUUUACAGGUCAAACAAGUCUUUGACGCCGUUGCAUCUCCGUUAGGCCUGCGUGUCGGAUUAGCUGUUGGACAAUCAUCCUUAGCUGAUGAGAUUUCCGAGCUCGUUGAAAUGCCGGCACGUGAUAUAGGCACAUGCUAUGAUCCACAUUGCAUUUCACUUCCUCGCUUUCAGAGUAAAGUUGACAUAUUGGUAGCUACCCCUGGUAGGCUUAUGGAUCACAUUAAUACUACCAUAGGCUUCACGCUUGAGCAUCUUUAUUAUCUUGUGGUUGAUGAAACAGAUCGAUUGCUUCGUGAGGCAUACCAAUCAUGGUUGCCUACUGUGCUUGAACUGAUCCAAUCUAAUGAUGAUGGUUUUUCCCUACCGUCUGCUUCUUUUUUCCCCUGUUCUGCUAGUGCAUUAAGAACCAGAAGAAGAUGUGGAGUUGAGAGGGGGUUCAAGGACAAGCCUUAUCCCAGGCUGGCAAAGAUGGUUCUAUCUGCGACAUUAACUCAGGAUCCAGGCAGACUUAUUCAGCUUAAUUUGCACCACCCUUUAUUAUUGAAAGCUGGACAAAUGCGUUAUCGGCUCCCAGAAAAUUUGGAAUCUUAUAAACUGAUUUGUGAAAAAAAGGUCAAGCCUUUAUAUUUAAUUGCCCUUUUGAAAUCCCUGGGAGAAGAAAAGUGCCUGGUUUUUACAAAAUCUGUGGAUUCAACACAUCGUCUCUGCCAAUUGCUAAAUUGUUUUGAAGAUCUGCGAAUUGAUAUCAAGGAGUAUUCUAGUUUACAACAUCAACGUGUAAGAAGCAAGACAUUGAACGAAUUCCGUAAAGGGGUGUUUCAAGUGCUUCUAUCUUCUGAUGCAUUGACUCGUGGGAUGGAUGUUGAAGGGGUAAGAAAUGUCAUUAAUUAUGACGUGCCCAAAUUCAUAAAAACUUAUGUUCAUCGGGCGGGCAGGACUGCAAGAGCUGGCCAGACUGGGCGUUGCUUCACAUUGAUGUCAGAAGAUGAGGUUCGACGAUUUAAGAAGUUAAUUGGAAAGGCUGAGGGUGGUUCUUUUCUGGACCAUAUUGUUUCGUCCAGUCAAAUUGAAGCACUCAAUACUACCUACCAAUCAGCACUGACAAAAUACAAGGAGAUAAUUUCGAAGACACGAAAGAAACCCAAGAAUUAGAAUCUUCUUAGCUGAGCACAGUGAAUGGAAAAAAAUAUAUUUAAUAGGAAUAGCAGCUUAUUCACGAACACGUAAGGGAAAAGCAUGUUAGCUUCAAAACAUCAAAGUAAUCCCUUGAAAUAUUCAACUGACAAUGAGAGUUCUAAGUUCUACAAUGGAAAUGACAGGCUGAAGUAUUCAGGGCUUGAACUCGUGUUAUCAGGGAAUAUUCCCAGUGGUGUUCCAUUUCUUGUAUUUCUUGAGGUCUUUUGUACUAGUUGAUUAUACACGACUUUAUGAAAAAUAAUUUCAUGUUCUUCAAAGUGAUGAUCACAUGAUUAUUCUGUUGUUGAUUCUAAAUCAGCUUAAACAAGAGGUUAUCUCCUUAGCAGUUCUACUUAUUCCAA